CGAAAUUGAAUUCUUGAAGCCUCAAGAGAUAGAAGGAAUCAUGAAAGACUUUGAGGAAGCCGGUUAUCUUGCCCCAACCGGGCUAUUCAUUGGUGGCGCAAAGUACAUGGUCGUUCAAGGCGAGGCAGAAGCAGUCAUCCGAGGGAAAAAGGGACCUGGUGGAGUCACUAUCAAGAAGACCACUCAAGCUUUAGUCUUUGGCAUCUACGAUGAACCGAUGACCGGAGGCCAGUGCAACUUGGUGGUAGAGAGACUCGGCGAUUACCUUAUCGAGUCUGAUCUCUAAGUUGUUUCAAACCAGUUUCAGUUAUAAGCUCUGCUUCUUUGCUACAGAAACACUCUUCUGUCCUGUAUUUGUGAUUUCGAUUGUUGUUGUGCAUCAAAACAAAGCUAAAUGAUUAUACACUCUUAAAAGAAACUAACACACAAUCAUAUUUGUGUUGGUUUUGAGUCCCUAUUUCAUCUUUUAUGAUGGCUUUCAAAAUUUCUCUCUUCCUUGUACUGUAUUUCUUAAUGUAUCUCUCUGGUUUUCGGUUUGAGUAAUGAAAUAAUUCCGG
Thlaspi arvense is the source of this 557-nucleotide messenger RNA. The record is from the annotation of a GenBank genome assembly. NCBI's taxonomy places the organism in Eukaryota, Viridiplantae, Streptophyta, Magnoliopsida, Brassicales, Brassicaceae.